AGUUUCUCUCGUACCGCCCUUAGUGGGGGGCGAAGUAAAGACAGAUGUGCUAACAUUUGCGUGCCAUAUGGUUCGCUAACGACGACACUUCUCCCUACUUUCUUGCUUUCCUGGGCUUUCCGUUCUGUCUGACGUUUCCAGAAAACUCCGAAUUCUUUAGAGUGCCCAAAAAUAUGUCAGGAGCGCCGACGAUCAUGCGGCGUCAACCAGUCUACCAACCACUUUGAGACAUAAUUUCCACUAGGAAGGAAGAAUUCAGUGAGGGAAAAAAUAAUCCAGUUGUGGAGAAAUGUUCGAUUUCAGAGAAGGGGAACCUGAAGCACAUUAUCGCCGUUGUUCCGCUGCCGAGACUUGCGGUGACGAAGAAGAGCGGGGAACACAGAAUAAAAUGUCUGGAAAUGGAGGAGUUCCGACUGGGGAAGAGGGCUUUGAUACCGGCUUCUCUGACCUUUUGGAACACAAAGUCCGGACGUAUGCAGGUAGUUCUACUGGUGAAGUAACACUGCACCACACACGCCCUCAAGUCCCAGGGAACUCACCGUCACCUACGAAAACCACAGAAUCAGGAUGCACGAAAUCGUCGUCCGCCGUCGGAAAGACGCCCAGGGAAAUGACAGGCCCUCACCCUAUUUCGUCCUCUACUACAUACGACCUUCUGCGUCCGCAGUCUUCCACGAGUGACAGAAGCGGUUGCGUCCCUUUCAUUAGGAAUUCACACGGUCGAAGUGGAGAACAAGGGAGGGCAUCAGAAAGCCACAACCGUCGUUUAGCUGUGCAGAAAAAGGGAACAAUUGACAAAGUUGGUGCAUUCUUUGAAGAAGUUGAAGAAUUGAACGGAGAACCGAACUCUACCCCUGUCUUAGUUGGCGCAAAACGGCGAAACUGUGAGCAAGGGGUCGGAACAAACAGUGAGGACACCCCGUCGCCACUCUAUUAUACGGGCGAAGAAAACGAAAGAGAGGCUCUGGAGGAAAGAGAUGGCGAUAUAAAGUACAACGGGCGUACCCGGACAGACACUAGUGGAGAAGAUGGGCGAAACUAUUGCUGUCACGUAAACAAUGGAGAGAGGAGGGACGUGGAUGAGGCUGACGUCGAAGACGGCGGCAUGGUGGAGCCCGAGAAAUUCCAUGCCAAAACUCCAGAAAACCAUGUGCGAGCAGUAAACGACGAUAAACCAGACCUGCAUCGUAUUCCUUGGGAGUAUUCACGGACCUUCAAAACGCUGAUUUCGCCUCUCCGAGGAAUCGCAAAAAAGCUCUCCGAGUUGAAGAAGCGUUCGUCUGAUGCAAUGGACAGGGCGUUCAGUCGACAUGCCCUGUUGGUUUACAAUCAUGCGUGGCAUUUUAUUGUUAUAUCUACACUUUUAACUGCAAUAAUGUCUCUCGGUAUCGUUUUCCGCAAGCACGAAAAUGACAUGUACAAGCUCUACAGUUAUUCAGGCGCUCCAAGCAACUUGGUCAAAGCCCAACUCCUCAAACACUUUGCCCCAGUUCGGACAACCUACAUCGUGGCUUUUAGUCGAGAGAACCACAUAACACCAGAGAGCCUCCAGGGACUGAGUGACAUCGACCAAAAAGUGCGCAAUCUAACGGUGGUACGUGACGACGUGACUGUCGAUGAGUUUGGUGACCCCUUAGCGAGACAAAAAGAUUUCAAUCCUCAAACGUUUCCGAAACGUAUAACAUUCCAGGACCUGUGCGCACGGGAUUCAUGGGGGGACUGCAAUGUUAUCUCAGUUCUAGAUCUUUACACCUCUCCACGCGUCUGGGGACGCCCGAUCGUAUCUCGAGAGUGGCCAGUUGUUGUAAAUGUCCGAACGAAAAAGGCGUACCGUGCAGAUGCAAUGCUCGGAAAUAUGACUGUGGUUGAGAAGCCUCAGGGAAACGGUUUCGUCCACAUCAUUAGAAAUGCCACAGCGUUCGGAAUACGAUACGACUUCGUCGGCGAACACGGAUGGCAGCACUAUAGUGCAGCUUUGGAGAAAAGCAUUGAGCACUUGGUGGAAAGUUCCGAGAUUCCCGGCAUGCGGCUCUCCCUGAAAACGGAGAGAUCAAUCAGUGACGAGUUGAGUAGGUCCUCAGAGAUGGGAGAAUGGGAGAUGAUCCUGUUGGCCCUCGCCGUCUUUGCCGUCCUGUUGUACACCGUGAUUGUGAACACAACCUUCACUUACCGAACGAAAAGUUUACCUGGUCUCAUGGGAGUCGCCUCGACAUUAAUGGGGUAUGCAGGUGGGGCCGGAUUCAUCUAUUUCUGCGGCUUACACCAUACUCCUCCUGCUGAGGCGACACCUUUCCUCGUUUUGGGAAUAGGAGUUGACAACGCCUUCGUUCUCAUAAAUUCCUACAGCCUAACUUUCUUAAUCCCUGACCCGAGAGAGAGGAUCCGCCACACAACACGCGACGCCGGAUUAUCGAUCACCUGUACAACAAUGACAAGUGUAACAGCCCUCAUUAUUGGCGCCGCCUCGCCAUAUGAAAGUAUUGCCAUGUUUUGUAUUAUCACGGCUUUCUGCUUAUUCUGGGGAUAUGUGAUGUCACUCACAUUCUUUCUCGGCUGGCUUGUUUUGGACUGCCGCAGAGAAGUGGCGCACGUGAAGAGGAAGACGCUUGCGAGCGCAAAACUCAAAGGAGAGGAAGAAAUAGUGUCUGAUGAAGAGGGAGAAAUGAUGAAAGGAGAGUUUCACGUAGGUGAAGGUGGAUAUAAGAAAGGGCAUUUCGCUGUCGAAGAUGACGACAGUGACAGUCACAUUCUACUGAAGAAGUGCACGACAGCAAAGUCAACUCAGCCUCUUAUCUGGGGAUCCAAGGGUUAUGAAGAUGUGCUUCUGGCUCUGGAGUUGGAUGGCAGAAAAGAGGAGAAACACCAGACGAAACAAUUUUCAGAGGAGGAAGCAGACAAACAAAAAGAGCAAGAUGUGCAUGGACCUAACGAUGUUUCAUUCGACCGGCAACGCAAGGAAGGACGCUCACUGGGAGCCGCGUUCAAGGACUGCCAUUCGAGGGUCCAAGUCGAUAGAAGAAAACCUGCUUCAUCGCUUUAUCUGAAAGAACAAGGUGCUCGUAAUGACGAGUCGGUCUCAGUCGCGCAUACCGCGUUUUCUGACACUCGGUUCCGGAAUGGACACGCAGCUCCACGGACGGAAGAAGAGAGAGAGGAAGCACAAGACCAACUGUCAAUCGACGCAGAUCGAGAAAAAGGUUCAGAAAAUGAAAUGUGCAUUCAGAAUUUCUCUGCCGCCCUGGCUCUCAAGAAAAGUGGAGACUAUCACCAGGUCCUGAGCCCCGAUUUCACUCCUCAGUUUCGCGCUCCUUCGUCGUCUUCGUGUUGUUCUUCAUCUGUAGGACCCGCAAGCGAAGUAUCUUUCAAAGAGAACCCCGCAGAGCAGGCUGCCCUACUCGCGCGAUUCCGAAAAAUGUCCACUUUUGGUCUAGUGUCUUUGAUGGUCUUCCGAACCGACCACCGGCAGGCACUGAAAAAGGCGAAAAAGAAGAGAGCUGCACUGAAGAAGAGCAAAAGCGGGCCUAGAUCCCGGUCGCCUGGACCAGGGAGAAUGUCCAGAAAUAACAAACGGGGCGAAUCUUUGUGGUCCGAGAAUACAAAAUCUGACGACGUCAAAACAAAGUUGAGGAGACUGACGGGAAGGCUUUUCUGGUGGCGGUCACAGAGAGUAGAAACUCAGACAACUACACUGCUUGCAGAAAGCGACGUCGUCAGACGAGAAACGAAAGGCGACAAGAAUCUCGAUUUCCCAACGCCCCUGACGAGAGGAUCCAGUGUCCAUCCUGGCGACGACAUGAGCGAACGUGAAAGGGUACCGGUGGGAGUAGAAUAUGAUUCGGAGCAGGUAAACCGAGGUGCCGUCCAAGUUCUUCUUCCGGACCCUUCCAUGACGCCGGACCCAUCCGGGAGCUGGGCAGAAACGGCAAGUGCGGCUGGCGGCGGUCGUGGAGGAGAGAAAUAUAUCACAAUCAACGACGACGAACUCGAGGAAUUCCUUGAUAGGCAUGUCAAGGAGCCGAAAGGAAAUGUCGGACGUCUCGGAAGAGCCUUCCUGACUACGUACUACUGCAGAUGGCUCGCAUCAGGAUGGAUCCAAGCUCUCAUUACACUUGGCUUCGCUCUGGUGUGCGGCAUCUCCAUCUACGGCUUCACGCUGAUUGAACCGGGCAUCACGGUCGACGAAAUUUGCCCGAAGGAUUCUUAUCUGAGAGUUUUCUUCGACGUCCGAUCCACCUACUUUAGCACCCUGGGUGAAGAAAUCUCAGUUUUCUUCGCAGAUCCGGAGCGCUGGGAAUCUAAGGCGGUACAGGAUAAACUGAUGGAAGUCCACGAGUCGAUUUACCUCUCACAUCACGCCGUUGCGGUUCACAAUGGAAUGUACGAGUUCCUCAAAUACAAGCAGAGCGAACUCGUUGACGGUGAUAAAAGCCUCUUUACAAAAACGAUGCCACACAUGGAAAACACCAGCGUGCUGUACGGAUGGCUUGAGGAAACAAGGACGAUUUUGAACGAAGCACAGGAAUUCUUUCACGGCCAAGCCUUCACGCCUCUCGCCAUUCUCUGGGAGAGCGACCCACAAAUUCUCGGCUGCACCGUCUCAAAUCUGUUCUAUGCACUAGUGGCAAUCGUGCUGAUGACUGUUUUACUGAUUCCCAACUUCUUAUCCAUGAUCAUCGUGGCUGUCACAGUCUUCUUCGUGGAUAUGGCACUCUUUGGGUUUAUGGCCAUCUGGGGCCUGCGCCUCAACAUGCUCACCAUGGUGAUUCUGCUUCUUGCAAUUGGUUACAGUGUUGACAGCACGACACACGUUCUGAACGCUUUCACACACUGCUGCGGACAGACACGGAGAGACCGAAUGAAGGAGACUAUGGUUUUAAUGGGAAACGCCAUUGCGAACGGGAUGCUUUCGACCCUGCUUGCUGUCUUCUUUCUUAUGGGCUCCGACAAAUUCGUUCUGGCGGUCUUUUUCAAAAUGAUGAUCUUGGUCCUUACCUUUUCCUUCGGAUUCGGGUUCGUAUUUCUCCCCGUGUUGCUUCUGUACGUCGGCCCGAUGCCUGAGAAUGAGUCCAUUGUUCAAUUCGUCGACACCAGAACUGCCAAAGCGAAGGGAUCGCGAGCGUCGCUGCGCGCACUAACAAAUCGCACGGGCGGCGGGUCGAGCAGCCGCCGCAUGUCUUGUGCUUCUGGGGGUUUUGGCAGCGGUCGCCUUUCCUCUUUGAUCGACCGUCGUCUGAGCAGCCGCAAAAGUGGCAAUCCGGAAUUGCCAUCUUCUGACCGCGACCGGCAAGACUAUCUCAACUGCCGAGACGGAAUGGAGGACGCAAAUGCAAUCGCAGACUGCUCGCCUCACGCCCAUCGAUCUGCGUCCGCUCCUCCUGCUACUGUCAACGCCGCUCUACGGGAAUAAGACGCUGUCACCCGCAAGGACACACAAAUACACAUAAAGAACAUCACGUACACGACGCGGCAACGCUGGGUUUUAGAGGUCCGUUUCUGUGGAUACCGAGAAAAAGACGACAGAAUCGAUGCUCUUUCGCACCUGUGCUCCCCUAGUUUUUUACGAGUGUAAAGGAACAGCCGACCACAGAGACUUUGAUACAGAUGACUUCCUUUACACGUUUAUUCUGCAUGUAUAGGCACGGAAGCCGAACCAGUUUGCUUCAAGACAUACGAAUGUUUGCUGUGUGUGGGAAACGUGCACUCAUGUGCGCCUGUGCUUUUGUAGAGAACCAUAUAUACUGGAUGUGAAAAAGGAACAGGGAAACACGUGCUGGUAGGGAAAUGAUUCAGGUGUAACAGCUGUGCAUGCAUAACCACAGUGCAAAAAGUGGACAUAUCUGCAAGAAGGUAUGGUACGUGUGUGUGUAUGUGCUUUUCUUUUUGACCUGCGUGCAAACAAGUGAUCCAAAAACACAUACUACGGGCGUUCACGCUUUUGUCUGAGCCUCGUGAAUGCAGUCCCUCGGUUGUUGUUCCUGUCUGUGCAUGAGUUGAUUGUGCGAGGUGUGCUUCUGAACAGAGAAGCCUUGAACGUUGUCCGCCGGUUAAGUGCAUUUACUACCUCCUUUUUCCUUGGGAAUGGUUUCCCUCCCCGACUUGAACGUUUGAUUCUGGGGCUUGCCUUCCCUUCUGCUUCUUCCUCUGUGGGGCGCUUCUUGGGUUUCCUCCUUGCUUGGUUCGUCGGACGCACUCUUCUUGGUCAAUUCUAUUUGCUUCCA
This is a messenger RNA of Toxoplasma gondii ME49, 6218 nucleotides long. Its product is annotated as patched family protein. NCBI's taxonomy places the organism in Eukaryota, Apicomplexa, Conoidasida, Eucoccidiorida, Sarcocystidae. The transcript is spliced from 8 exons. Bases 290 to 5407 code for a protein of 1705 amino acids. Gene Ontology annotation, cellular component: membrane. The record is from RefSeq and is a predicted model, not a curated record.